Molecule: messenger RNA, 2880 nt
Organism: Sardina pilchardus (European sardine)
Lineage: Eukaryota; Metazoa; Chordata; Actinopteri; Clupeiformes; Clupeidae
Gene: phaf1
Product: phagosome assembly factor 1
Exons: 16
Coding region: 978-2255 (425 amino acids)
Biological process (GO): Golgi to plasma membrane protein transport
Cellular component (GO): dendrite; synaptic vesicle membrane; trans-Golgi network
Source: RefSeq, a predicted model, not a curated record
GUCUCCCCCUCUCUUUAUUAUCUCUCGCUUACACGACAAAGGCUUAACGGGCUGAACAACAACUGUAACGUAACUCAACGCAGCCAUAAAAUUCAGAGGAAGUUCACCGUUAACAAGUAACAAAGAGAUCUGUGUUCAAGAGGCGCCCAGCUUGCUUUGUCAGUUAAAGAAGCAAAACAACGUUAACGUUAGCUGUCGGGUUUUAAGUGACGUUGCUAACGUUGGCUAGCUGUGUUGUUUAUGCUGUGGUUUGACGGACUGGGCUGUUGUUUUUUCCAAGUCUAAGGAAGAAAACAUAUUUAUUGAUGGUGUGUCUGUACAUCAGAUGAUUUUGCAUACCGAAUAGCUAGACUGACACCCUAACAAUAACGUCAGAUAACCUUAAACUAAUAUUAGCUAACUUACGUGUUAAGAAUUCGAGGCUCCGUUAGCAAGGUGGUCAGCUAACUUGUUUUAUGCAAUUGACAGUCGUCAAGAAAUUGACCAUUUACGAAACGCUGAUCUAAGUAUAAUCCUUUUUGUUUUCUUUGGGUAGACAUAUCUGAAUACAAUUAGGUGGCACUUGUUUGUGGAAGAACAACAACCUGUAACUUGCAGCUUUGUUCUUUAUUCAACAGACUUGUCUCGCUAUUCCUGUUUCGUUUGUCAAAUUGACAGUUGUAAAUUGUGAGGUGUAUUUCAUGUAAUAUUUAUAACUAUGGUAAUUAUUUCUGUGUUAUUAAUGUGCAUUAUUUAGAUAGUUAAUUUAUUGAUGGUCGUGGUUUAUUUCAGGGCUUUAAUGUAUCACUGAACAUUUGAAGAUUUUAUAAAUAGCCUUAUUUUAAGGGUUACAUCGAAUUAAAUGUGGUUUGUAAGUGUGCAAGUCAAAUAGAUACCUAACGUUACGUUAGAAAAAAAGAUAGGGUAGAUUUUGGCAGACGAGAGGUUCAGAUCUGGCACAGUCAGAGUAUCUGGUUGAAAACAUUUCCAAUCCGCCAAUGCUGGAUCUGGAAGUCGUCCCUGAGCGAUCUUUGGGAAAUGAACAAUGGGAAUUCGCAUUAGGGAUGCCAUUGGCCCAGGCCAUAUCCAUUUUACAAAAACACUGCCGCAUCAUCAAGAAUGUCCAGGUUCUUUAUAGUGAACAAACACCACUUAGCCAUGACCUCAUUCUCAACUUGACUCAGGAUGGAAUCAAACUGUUGUUUGACGCCUGCAAUCAGAGACUGAAGGUUAUUGAAGUUUAUGACUUGAGCAAGGUGAAACUGAAAUACUGUGGAGUACACUUCAACUCUCAGGCUAUAGCACCUACAAUCGAGCAGAUUGACCAGUCGUUCGGCGCAACACAUCCUGGUGUUUACAAUGCCGCAGAGCAGCUCUUCCACUUAAACUUCCGAGGCCUGUCGUUCUCCUUCCAGCUGGACUCUUGGAACGAGGCUCCCAAGUAUGAGCCUAACUUUGCCCAUGGCUUGGCCUCCCUGCAGAUUCCCCAUGGUGCCACCGUCAAACGGAUGUACAUUUACACUGGGAACAACCUCCAGGACACCAAGGCUCCAGUGAUGCCCCUGGCCUGUUUCCUUGGGAAUGUGUAUGCUGAGUGUGUGGACGUGCUGAGGGAUGGGACUGGUCCGUUGGGUCUUAGACUCCGCCUGCUCACUGCAGGCUGUGGUCCUGGGGUGAUGGCGGACGCUAAGGUGCGAGCUCUGGAGAGGAACAUCUACUUUGGCGACUCGUGUCAGGACGUGUUGAGCGCUCUGGGUUCUCCACACAAAGUCUUCUACAAGUCGGAGGACAAGAUGAAGAUCCACUCGCCCUCCCCGCACAAGCAGGUGCCGUCCAAAUGCAAUGACUACUUCUUCAACUACUUUACCUUGGGAGUGGACAUACUGUUUGAUUCUACGACACACCUGGUGAAGAAGUUUGUCCUGCAUACCAACUUUCCUGGCCAUUAUAACUUCAACAUAUAUCAUCGAUGUGAUUUCAAGAUUCCACUGUUUAUUAAAAAAGGUGAUGCAGAGGCUUCAGGGGAGGACUGCAUCCUCACCAGCUACAGUAAGUGGGAUCAGGUCCAGGAGCUGCUGGGACACCCCAUGGAGAAACCGGUCGUGCUACACAGGUCAUCAUCAGCAAAUAACACCAAUCCUUUUGGAUCCACCUUCUGUUUUGGACUGCAGAGAAUGAUUUUUGAGGUGAUGCAGAACAACCACAUAGCAUCGGUGACGCUGUACGGAGCACCUCGGGUCAACAACCACCCCCGAGCAGAGGCCUCUGCCCACUAAAACCGCUCCUUCCUCUCCUCCUCCUCCUCUCCUCGUCCUCCUCCUCCUCCUCCUCCUCCUCCUCGUGCAUCACCAAGUCCUCCUCCAACCCCUGUACAGCGCAGCGUGCCUUCAUCAUCACCUGACCCCACCUGUUUCCCCUGAGGCAUGCUGGGAACUCUCUCGGAAUCCUCUGCUUGUCUCAGAAUGUCCUGAUGUUCCAACCCACCCACCCAACCACCCCCUUACCUCUGUAUGCCCCCACCCCCAAUCUAGCAUCCCAAAUGCCCCCGACUCUCCACACCUUUAGCCUGAGCUCCAGACCCUAUACCUGUGUACCCUGACCUCCACCCCCAAGGCUUACAGCUUACAGAUGCGUCCUUCCACUGCCCCCUCCCCCCCUUACCAUCUGGGCUGGAGUAUAUGUCUGGCAAACUAGCGUCUGGGGGCACCCUUAGUCAAGGCAAAGAGUGUGUUAAGAAUGGCUAACAGCAGACAUAUGUGCACACACGCUGUACAAAUGUGCAGACAUGCGUCCAUUUUUAACUAACAUACACAUGCUGUAACGUGCAGUUCAGGCAUACUUACAUUGCUUACACACACACACACACACACACACACACACACACACACACACACACACAUA